AUGCCCUCCAACGAUCCCUUGCAGCAUCCCCAACUGGCGCCGUCAAAUCAGCUGUUCGGCGCACUCGCUGCGGCCCGCCUUGCUGCUGCUCUCCCCCACUCCAUCCCGCCUUUUUCCUCACGCACGCACUUGCGCCCUGCGAACCCACCUUGCCUCGUCCCCAACAAAAACACCACCGAGACGCAUCACCACCACGCAAACUGCGAUCAAGACAAGCAUCAAGAACCAGCAAUCAAGAAUCAACAGCACAAACCACAGCAUCCACCAGAUCUCUACCGAGGCAAACCCCCGACCACGCCACGCUCCGCCACCCCGCCAGCCUCGUCUCGUCUCGUCUCGUCUCGUCUCGUCUCUUCUACUCGUCUCUUCUUUUUCCUCUUCUCGUCUCUUCUUUUCAAUCCCGCAGCCAUGCCAAACUCCCUCAGCCUUCCCUUCCGACUCCCCUUCAACCUGCCCUUCAAGCUGGACCUCGACUCCAAGGCCCUCUUCGUGCUGGCCGCGUCCCUCGUCGCCGCCGUGCCAUGCAUCUACAUCUGCACCGCCAGCGCCGUGCGCAACCGCUUCCCGGAGCUGCUGGAGAAGCGCGUGUGCCUGCUGAUUGCGCAUCCCGAUGACGAGGCCAUGUUUUUCGCCCCGACGGUGCUGGCGCUGGCGCGGCCGGAGACGGGCAACCACGUCAAGAUUUUGUGUUUGAGCGCAGGAAAUGCCGAAGGCCUCGGCGAUACCAGAAAGAAGGAGCUCGUCAAGAGCGGCCUGGCCCUGGGCCUGCGAGACGAGUCCGACGUCUUUGUCGUCGACAACCCCAAGGACUUCCCCGACUCCAUGACGACGCACUGGGACGAGACCAAGAUCGCCAACCUGCUCACCAAGGCCUUUGCGCCGCAGUUGGCGCACCAACGAGCCGAAAACAUGUCUCAGCCCACGGCCAACAUCGACGCCCUCAUCACCUUUGACGGCCACGGCGUGUCGUCUCACCCCAACCACAUCUCGCUCUACCACGGCGCGCGGGGCUUCGCCAAGGCCCUCACGGAGGGCAAGCCCGAGUGGAAGAGCCCGGUCGACGUCUACACACUAAACACGGUCAACCUGCUGCGCAAGUACUCGGGCGGCCUGGACCUCUUCACCACCAUCGCCUCGUCCUUGUUCACGCGCGACAAGGACCCCGAGCACCCCGAGACGCUCGUCUACACCAACAACAUUGUCGGACCCGAGCCCAAGCUGGGCACCGCCUGGUCCGCCAUGACCACCGCCCACAAGAGCCAGAUGGUCUGGUUCCGCUACUUGUGGCUCGGUUUCAGCCGAUACAUGCUGGUCAACGACCUGCACCUGGAGAAGGUCGACCAAGAUAACUAG
Trichoderma aggressivum f. europaeum is the source of this 1353-nucleotide messenger RNA. RefSeq lists its product as uncharacterized. Lineage: Eukaryota; Fungi; Ascomycota; Sordariomycetes; Hypocreales; Hypocreaceae. Gene Ontology annotation, molecular function: N-acetylglucosaminylphosphatidylinositol deacetylase activity. Bases 1 to 1353 code for a protein of 450 amino acids. The transcript has 4 exons. Gene Ontology annotation, biological process: GPI anchor biosynthetic process. The record is from RefSeq and is a predicted model, not a curated record. Gene Ontology annotation, cellular component: endoplasmic reticulum.